GAUCGGAGACCCACUGGACGCAGCACGGAGAUUAAACCCUUACACCAAACCUCAAAGGUCAUGGCGCAGCGGGGACCCUGGGCUCUGACUCUCCUUUUCCUGGCCACAAGUUUCCCGCACAUAGCAUCAUACUCAGGUUGCGGAAAGCCUCUGACAUCAGACCGGAUUGUUGGAGGUCAAGAUGCGCUAUACGGGGAGUGGCCGUGGCAAGUCAGCCUGAGGAAGGGUGGAUACCACAUCUGCGGGGGCUCCAUGAUUGACACCCAAUGGGUCAUUACUGCUGCACACUGCUUCAUACAGCCGUAUUUGCCCUCGGACUAUAGCGUGAAUCUUGGAGCAUACCAGCUGUCGGUACCCAGUGGGGUAAUGGCUAAAGUCAGCAACAUUUACAUCCACCCCACAUACAAGCGGGCAGGAUCCAGCGGAGAUAUCGCCCUCAUUAAACUUCAGAACCCCGUGCCGUACACGGACUACAUGCUGCCCGUUUGCAUCCCCGCUUCAGACGUUGUGUUCCCGAGUGGCCUUAGCUGCUUUGUGACUGGCUGGGGGUCCAUCCGACAAGGAGUGAGUCUUCCAUCUCCACAAACACUCCAGAAGGUCCAAAUUCCGAUCAUAGAUCGAACGACGUGUGAUGCCAUGUACCACGCGAACAACCCCACUCUGCUCCCCAAUGUCACCAUCAUCCUGUGGGAUAUGAUAUGCGCAGGAUUCAAGGAUGGACAGAAAGAUUCAUGUCAGGGUGACUCCGGUGGCCCCCUCGUGUGCCGAUGGGAUGGCUCAUGGCUUCUAGCUGGAAUAGUGAGCUGGGGUUUCGGAUGCGCCAUCCCCAGCCGCCCUGGCGUAUACACUCACGUCCCCUCGUACUCAGUCUGGAUCAAGCAGCACAUACCGGCGUUUGAGCUCACCCCCGCCAUCAUCAGCCUGGACACCGCCAAUGGUUCGGGGGGUCCCUCCUUCUGCCUUGCCCUCGUCCUCCUCCUCGCCCUCGUCCUGCAUGAGUUUGUGUAGCCUGCAGAGUAUAUGGGCAUUCGGGGUUAAGGAGCCUUUCCGCAUAUUGGAACUGUUAACCCCUUUUCUGCUGGCAUCUUAAACAUCCGUUACAUUGUAUCGUUUAUCUCCUAUUUUGAAAAGCAGGUAUACCUCUGCACCUAAAGGGGUCCGACGCUGCACUUUGGGGAUAUAGCCCUGAAUUAAUAAAGAGGGUUUAUUCCUCAGGUGAAGCAGAAAUACCGCAAAACGGCAACUAGAGACUUUAUCAAAUGCAAUCAUUUAUUUAAUUAAACUUUGAAAGAGGUGGA
Molecule: messenger RNA, 1298 nt
Organism: Spea bombifrons (plains spadefoot toad)
Lineage: Eukaryota; Metazoa; Chordata; Amphibia; Anura; Pelobatidae
Product: serine protease 33-like
Exons: 6
Coding region: 61-1008 (315 amino acids)
Biological process (GO): proteolysis
Molecular function (GO): serine-type endopeptidase activity
Source: RefSeq, a predicted model, not a curated record